This is a messenger RNA of Acanthisitta chloris (rifleman), 1170 nucleotides long. It is a transcript of the gene EMC2, whose product is annotated as ER membrane protein complex subunit 2. The record is from RefSeq and is a predicted model, not a curated record. The transcript has 10 exons. Gene Ontology annotation, molecular function: protein binding. The annotation marks the transcript as partial. Gene Ontology annotation, biological process: protein folding in endoplasmic reticulum. NCBI's taxonomy places the organism in Eukaryota, Metazoa, Chordata, Aves, Passeriformes, Acanthisittidae. Gene Ontology annotation, cellular component: EMC complex.
AUAUGCGUGAUAAAAUGAGGAAAUGGAGAGAAGAAAACUAUCGAAACAGUGAACAGAUAGUGGAUGUUGGAGAAGAGUUAAUUAAUGAAUAUGCAUCUAAACUUGGAGAUGACAUUUGGAUAAUAUAUGAGCAGGUGAUGAUUGCUGCCCUGGACUGCAGUCGAGAUGAUUUGGCAUUGUUUUGUCUUCAGGAGCUGAGGCGACAGUUUCCUGGGAGCCACAGAGUGAAACGAUUAACUGGAAUGCGAUUUGAAGCAAUGGAAAGGUAUGAUGAUGCUAUCCAGUUAUAUGAUAGAAUUUUACAAGAAGAUUCAACUAAUACAGCAGCAAGAAAGCGUAAGAUUGCCAUUCGAAAAGCCCAGGGGAAAAAUCUCGAGGCCAUCCGAGAGCUGAAUGAGUAUCUGGAACAAUUUGUUGGAGACCAAGAAGCUUGGCAUGAACUUGCAGAACUUUACAUCAAUGAACAUGACUAUGCAAAGGCAGCCUUCUGCUUAGAGGAGCUUAUGAUGACUAAUCCACACAACCACUUAUAUUGUCAGCAAUAUGCUGAAGUUAAAUACACUCAAGGGGGGCUUGAAAACCUUGAGCUAUCCAGAAAGUAUUUUGCACAAGCACUGAAGCUUAACAACAGAAAUAUGAGAGCUCUAUUUGGACUUUACAUGUCUGCCAGCCAUAUUGCUUCCAAUCCAAAAGCAAGUGCAAAAAUGAAAAAAGAUAAUAUGAAAUAUGCCAGCUGGGCAGCUAACCAAAUAAACAGAGCAUACCAGUUUGCAGGUCGCAGUAAGAAAGAAACGAAAUACUCUUUGAGGGCAGUGGAAGACAUGUUGGAGACUCUGCAAAUCACUCAAUCUUAGCUUGGCACAGAGAUCCAGUAUGAAAUUUUCCAGUAUCAUAUUCAGCCUGUAAUGACCUGUGGGCUAUGUUACUCUAGUGCUGUUAAAAGUUAAUUUUGUAUUGAUUAAUGUGCUAUAUAAAAUAACGUUUUAUGAAAAGUAAAAUUCCUAUUUAUUGCUGCUAUAACAAAUGUGAUAAAUAUCCACUGAAAUUAAUAACUUGUCCACGUAGACAACAUAAUGAAAUGACAUGCUGCACAUGAGUCUCUUCAGAUUUUUGUAUUUACAGUACCUGCUUCUAAGCCAUAAUUUGUAGAAAUAAACUUGUUAAAUGAUU